GAACAAUCAAGAUUUGACAACUGAGAACGAAUAUUUCAACCACAGUUCUGCUUCUCCUCCAGAUCUGAAGAUAUGGCCGAUGUUUUCAGAAGCCUGAACCUCCUUGAGACCCUCAAAGAGUCCAUAGAGCACAAUAAAUUUUCCGACGUCAAGGAUGCAUUGGAAGAUCUCCUGAUCAGCAGGAUCAACUUGGCUGUGAUAGGAGACCGUGGGGAGGAAAAAGCCACUUUCAUAAACUCCCUCCUUGGUCUCAGUUCUGGGGACGAUGGAGCAGCUCCGUCUCCAUCCCCUGUGGCCCCAGAGGAGGUGGCAGGCUACCCUAACCCUAAACACCCUGACUUUCGCCUAUGGGAUCUACCACCUGUCCCUUCCACCUCUCCGUUUGAACCCGAGGGAUACAUGGAAAGAGUUAAGUUCCCCCGCUACAAUGCCGUCUUCAUGACAUACACGCAGACGCCCCAGCCCAACAGUGUGGAGGUGUUUCUUGAGGCCCGGUCUCUGCAGCGACAAACAGUGUACUUUAUUCUCUUAGCAUCAGAAGAAAGCCCAGAAGAAAAGAGGAAAGCAAGUGUGGAAGUACUGAGAUCACAGGGGGUGACGCUGCCUAAAGUCUACGUGGUGAGACCCUCCAUGCUGGAGAAGUUUGACUUCCCUGGCCUGUUGGAGGACAUGGGGAGAGACCUUCCAGAGAUCCGAGCCCACGCACUUCUCUUGGCUCUCCCGACGCUUACCUCCACCCUGAUCACUCAGAAGAAGGAGGCAUUUAAAGCACUAGUUUGGGCAGCUGCCUCGCUAUCUGGUGGGGUGUCGGCUAUUCCUGUUCCCUUUGUGGCCUCCAUGGUGGACUCAAGUGUAGCAGUGCGGAUUCUAACCAAAGCACAAUUAUCUCUCUGCCUGGACGAUGAAUCGAUUGAGCGACUGGCCCGACAGCGAGGCAUUGAACCCGCAAGACUCAAAGGGCUGCGGACUUGUGUGCUGUCAGUGGAGGUCACUAAAGGUGAAGUGAAAAAGCGACUGGCGGCGGCAGAAAAGGACGUGAGCAUGGUUUCUUCAACGCUGGUGGAUAUGGCCAUGCCCAGACACGCCCGUUCAGUCAGCCGCUCUUUUGCUGCAAUGCUGCAAGCCUUAAAUGGCGCCAUCGAUGAAAUGGCGGCUGAUGCCGAGAAGAUAGCGGCAGCUGCUCUUGGGGAGGGGAAGUGAAGUCAAAUGUUUGUGUAAGGUUUCCUGUUUAUGUGCGGUUUACAUUAGGAACACUAUUGUACAGAAUUUAAUGAAUCUUUUCACACGUUUUCACAUUUCUUUGAUGAACCAGAAGUUAUGAAGGACACCGUAAAUACAGUUUGAGCAUCAUUUCAAAGUCAAAUACUAUAAGCUUCUCAGUGCGUGUUAAGAAGACGUCACCCACCCUAAACAGAACUUUUUAUCUUUAACAAAAGUAUUAAAUAGAGGAAGUGAGAGGAAGU
Molecule: messenger RNA, 1463 nt
Organism: Cottoperca gobio
Lineage: Eukaryota; Metazoa; Chordata; Actinopteri; Perciformes; Bovichtidae
Product: interferon-inducible GTPase 5-like
Exons: 2
Coding region: 73-1200 (375 amino acids)
Cellular component (GO): membrane
Molecular function (GO): GTP binding
Source: RefSeq, a predicted model, not a curated record